Camelus dromedarius (Arabian camel) is the source of this 782-nucleotide messenger RNA. RefSeq names its product pleckstrin homology like domain family A member 2 (gene PHLDA2). The transcript is spliced from 2 exons. Gene Ontology annotation, molecular function: phosphatidylinositol phosphate binding. The coding region runs from base 67 to 462 and encodes 131 amino acids. The record is from RefSeq and is a predicted model, not a curated record. NCBI's taxonomy places the organism in Eukaryota, Metazoa, Chordata, Mammalia, Artiodactyla, Camelidae. Gene Ontology annotation, biological process: placenta development; positive regulation of apoptotic process.
AGCGCACUGCCGGCGCCGCCACCAGCCGAGCCGUGUCACCUGCCGCGCCCGCCGCACCCGGCCGACAUGAAGACCCCCGGCGAGGUGCUGCGUGAGGGCGAGCUGGAGAAGCGAAGCGACAGCCUUUUCCAGCUGUGGAAGAAGAAGCGCGGCGUACUCACCCCCGACCGCCUGAGCCUGUUCCCCACCGGUCCCGGCGCGCGCCCAAAGGAGCUGCGCUUCCACUCCAUCCUCAAGGUGGACUGCGUGGAGCGCACGGGCAAGUACGUCUACUUCACCAUCGUCACCACCGACCGCAAGGAGAUCGACUUCCGCUGCGCGGGCGAGAGCUGCUGGAACGCGGCCAUCACGCUGGCGCUCAUCGACUUCCAGAACCGCCGCGCCCUGCAGGACUUCCGCAGCCGCCAGGAGCGCGCCGCGCCCGCCGCGCAGCCCGAGACCCGGACGGCCCGCGCGCCCUGAGCGCCGCCGCGGAGCCACACACUGGACCAGUCGAGCAGGAGCCCAGGGGAUUCCCAGGGCGGCAGGAGCCCGGGCGGCGCCCACCCGCUGACCACAGCGAGGACAAAGGCCGGGGCGGCAUCCCUGCCCCGCAGAGAAGGACCCUCCCGUGCGGAGCCGAGGAGCCUCGCCCCCGCUGUGCGGGCGCGUUAAAUUAUUGGACUAUCUAUGUAUUUAUUUUGAUGAUACUUGUGGUAAAACCAUUUGUCUUAAUAAUAUAUAUUUUUUGCAUCAAUAUGUCCAUUCCAAAUAAACUACUUGAGCUGUUCUCUUUUCUACCA